Suricata suricatta (meerkat) is the source of this 909-nucleotide messenger RNA. It is a transcript of the gene TAS2R16, whose product is annotated as taste 2 receptor member 16. Gene Ontology annotation, molecular function: bitter taste receptor activity; G protein-coupled receptor activity. Lineage: Eukaryota; Metazoa; Chordata; Mammalia; Carnivora; Herpestidae. Gene Ontology annotation, cellular component: membrane. The record is from RefSeq and is a predicted model, not a curated record. Gene Ontology annotation, biological process: G protein-coupled receptor signaling pathway; sensory perception of taste; detection of chemical stimulus involved in sensory perception of bitter taste.
AUGCUGCUCCCCAUCCCCCAGCUCACUAUCUUCUUCAUAGCUCUCUAUGUGCUCACGUCCUUGAGAGCAAUUAUGCGGAGCAGGUUAAGUUUUGCAGUGUUUGGCAGAGAGUGGGUGCAGGCCAGUCUGUCAUCAAUGGACUUUAUUCUCACCUGCCUGGGUAUCUGCUGCUUCUGUCUACUGUGGGCCUCAGUGCUGUACAAUUUCUGCUCUUCUUUUAACCCUAGCUAUGUAUUUCAGUACUCAUCAAUCACCUGGAAAUUUACUAAUACUCUUACUUUCUGUUUACCAGAAAGUGUGCGUGCUGUCUUCUACUGUGUCAAAGUCUCUUCCUGUACUGGUCCCAUCUUUCUCUAGCUGAGGUGGAGAACAUUGAGGUAUGUUCCUUGGCUGUUGCUGCAUUCUUUGUUGAUUUUUGUGUCAAUCAUCUGUUCAGCUAUUAGGAAUUAUCAGUUUCACUUAAUCACCAUGGGACAUUUCUCUACAAACAGCACUAUGGUUAAGAGACUUAAGAUAUUCCUGUAUUUUACCAUAUCUCAUCCAAUGGUUGCAUUGGUUAUUCCUUUCCUCCUGUUCCCGGCCUCCACCAUCUUGCUCAUGGUCUCACUGUUCCAACACAUGGAGCAGAUGCAAAAACACCAUAGCACUGGUCACUGCAGCUCCAGCGUGAAAGCUCACACAACUGCCCUGAGGUCUCUUGCCAUCUUCCUCACCCUCUUCACCUCUUACUUGCUGACCCUACUCAUCUCUAUUAUGAGGAUCUCAUUGGAUAAGAAUUCUUGGUCCUGGGCUUGGGAAGCUGUCAUCUGCUACAGUCUCUAUUCACUUCACUUCACUUCACUAAUGCUGAGCAUCCCUAAGUUGAAAAAGGUUUUAAAGAUAAGGUGCUGGAGCCUGGAGACUGCCUGA